CCUGCUCCCCUCCUCCAUGCUGGGGGGACUGGGAGAGAGCAGAGAAGCUCCAGUUGGUAGCUGGAAACAUCUGGUUUUGCCUCUGCUUGCACUGGCAGCAUUAGAACUCGCAACCAGGAAAAAAACCCCUCAGCUUGAGGUUUCUCAGCAGCUGAAGAUCUCUUCCCACCCACCCCCGUUCUUGCCCUGGGAGCAAAAGAGGCUCCCACAGCAGAUGGCACUUGGGAGCAUACAGACGAUGGGUGAGCAAGGCCCUGAAGCAGGCCUGGGGGCAGGAAAAGACUUGGGAGCCAGGGGACUCUGGGGGAAAACAAGGCUGAAGAUCCUUCUAGGUGACGAUGCCCUUGGCUGGGAUGUGCAGUGCCGGCGCUUCAGGCAGUUCUGCUACCAGGAGGCCGAGGGCCCCCGAGACGCAUGCAGCCGACUCCACGCUCUUUGCCACCAGUGGCUGAAGCCAGAAAGGCACAGCAAGAAGGAGAUGCUGGACCUGGUGGUCCUGGAGCAGUUCCUGGCCAUCCUGCCCCCGGAGAUGGAGAGCUGGGUCAGGGAAUGCGGGCCGGAGAGCAGCUCCCAGGCGGUGGCCCUGGCAGAAGGCUUCCUCCUGAGCCAGGCAGAGAGGCAGAAAGAGCAGCUUCAUGGACUACUGAGGAAUUCAUUCAAGGAUCCAUCAAAAACCUGCCAGGAGCCACAGCUCAGGGGUAUCAAGCACGAGUAUCCAACACCUGGCACCUCCUCGGGCUUUGGAAGAAUAUCACCUGCGCUUUCCACGUCUUCUCCAUAUUGCGGUGGAACAGAAGCAGCCGCUAGGCAGCCAGCUCAGACUGAGGACGGUCCCGUGUCCUUUGAGGAAGUGGAUGUGGACUUCACCAAGGAGGAGUGGGAGCUGCUGGACCCGGGCCAAAGGGCUCUGGCCAUGGAAGUCAUGUUGGAGAAUUUUGGGAAUGUGGCCUCUCUCGGAGAACUUUUGACUCCAAAACCUGAUCCCCUCUCCUGCCAGGAAGAAGAUGAAGAAAAGAUGUUGACCCAGAGCUCUACAGAAAGACAGAGAGAAGCAGGAUGUGACAGUGAAGAGAGAAAGAAUGAGGGAGAAACUUAUGGGAUGUUGGUAGGAACAGAUGGAAUUCCUAAGAUGGAAGAGAAUUCUAAGAAUCAAGAAAUAUCAAAAACACAAGAGGGAGUCCAAAAAGAGAAGCAAAGGAACACGUCUGAAGCUUCUCUGUAUUGGCAUUUCCGUAUAAUCUCGUUUCAACAAGAAAAACAUUGCACAGGACGAAGAAAUGUGUGCUCUGUUUGUGGGAAAAACUUCAGUACACCAUCAAACCUUAAGAGACACCAGGGAAUUCAUACAAGAGAAAAGCUACAUACAUGUCUUGAUUGUGGAAAGAGCUUCAGUGACAAGGGAAACUUUCUUUUGCAUCAAAAAGUUCACACAGGAGAGAACCCUUAUAAAUGUUUAGUGUGUGGAAAGAGCUUCAAGGUAAAGUCAGCCUUAACUUCCCAUUUAAGAACCCACACAGGGGAGAAACCAUAUCAGUGUGUGGAGUGUGGAAAGAGCUUUACUAUGAGCUCGUCCCUAACAACACAUAGAAGACAACACACAGGAGAGAAACCUUACCAGUGUUCAGACUGUGGCAAGUGCUUUUGUGCUAAAUCAAGCCUUAAUGGACACCAGAGAAUCCACACAGGAGUGAAACCUUAUACAUGUUUGGAGUGUGGAAAGAGCUUCCGAUUGAAGAACCUCCUUCUUAAACAUCAGAGGGUCCACACAGGAGAGAAACCAUAUAAAUGCUUGGUGUGUGGAACGAGCUUCAAGGAGAGCUCAUCCCUAACUUCCCAUGAAAGGAUGCACACAGGGGAGAAACCCUACCAAUGUUCAGACUGUGGCAAGAACUUUUAUGGCAUAUCAAACCUCAAGAAGCAUGAGAGAAUACACACAGAUGUGAAGCCAUAUUCGUGCUUGGAGUGUGGGAAAAGUUUCAUAUGGAACAAACUGCUUAUUAAACAUCAAAGAGUUCACACAAGGGAGAAACCUUUUACAUGCUCACUGUGUGGGAAGAGCUUCAAGGCUAGCUCAUACCUAAAUCUUCAUCAAAGGCUCCAUACAGGGGAGAAACCAUAUAAAUGUAUGGAAUGUGGAAAGGGUUUCCAUCUGCGCACAAACCUGACUUCCCAUCAAAUAAUCCACACAGGGGAGAAACCAUAUAAAUGCUCAGACUGUGGAAAGAGUUUCAGUCACAGAGGAACCCUUACUUACCAUCAGAGAAUCCACUCAGGAGAAAAGCCCUAUAAAUGCUCAGUGUGUGGAAAGGGCUUUGCUGUGAGCUCAUCUCUAAAUUCUCAUUUAAGGACCCACACAGGAGAGAAACCAUAUAAAUGUUCUGAAUGUGGAAAGAGAUAUCGGUGGAGUACAGGCCUAUUAACUCAUAAGUGCACUCACAUGAGAGGAUACCAUGGAAAUGUUCAGGUUGUGGAAACAGAUUCAGUUGAUGGAGAGCUCUUUGUUCUCAACAAGGAACCCACAGAAGAGAAAAACGACACACAUUUCUGGAGAGUAGAAAGUGUUUCAGGUGGUGUGCAGCCCUAG
Molecule: messenger RNA, 2584 nt
Organism: Eublepharis macularius
Lineage: Eukaryota; Metazoa; Chordata; Lepidosauria; Squamata; Eublepharidae
Product: zinc finger protein 723-like
Exons: 6
Coding region: 17-2584 (855 amino acids)
Biological process (GO): regulation of DNA-templated transcription
Source: RefSeq, a predicted model, not a curated record